AUGGAAGAACAGAGGGAUAAAUCGGCCAGCGGCUUUGAAAUGCACAAGGUACUCGGGCCCUUCGACCUCAUUAUGCUGGGCAUCGGUUGCAUUAUCGGCGCUGGCGUGUUUGUGCUAACCGGCGUGGCUGCCGCCAAAUAUUCGGGCCCUGGUGUGGUGCUUUCCUAUGGGUUGUCCGCGCUGACAGCGAUGCUGACGGCCUUUUGCUACGCUGAGUACGCCGCGGAGUUGCCGGUAGCUGGUGGGGCCUUCAACUACAUCAGCAUGACGUACGGCGAGUUUGCCGCCUGGGUCACCGCAUGUGACCUCAUCCUCGAGUACACCCUGUCGGCUGCGGCGGUGGCCAAGGGCUUCACUUCCUACACAGCAGCGCUGAUCGGCGUCAAUGUCAAGUACCUGCGGCUCCAGGCCUCGGUGUUCACCCUCGACCUGCCGGCAGCAGCCGCUGUAGUGGCCAUGUCCUUCAUCCUCAUGCGUUCAACGGCGGAGUCCUCGGUCUUCAACGUCAUCGUGUCGGGGCUCAACGUGGUGCUCAUCUUGUUCGUCUUGGGCGCGGGCUUCCCCCACGUGAACUCGGACAACUACUCGGACUUCAUGCCGUUUGGCCUGCGCGGCGUCUUCACAGGCGCGUCGGUGGUGUUUUUCUCAUUCAUCGGAUUCGACACGGUGGCCACUGCGGCCGAGGAGGUCAAGAACCCGGGUCGGGACCUGCCCAUUGGAAUUGUGGGCUCCCUGUCCAUCUGUACGGUGUUGUACGUGGCCAUGUGCCUGGUGAUUACCGGCAUGGAGAGCUACAAGACGAUAGACCUGAAUGCGCCCUUCGCGGUGGCGUUCUCCAAAGUGGGGUGGAGCUGGGCCCAGCGGGUGGUGGCCGCGGGGGCGCUCACCGGCAUCAUCACCAGCCUGCUGGGCUCCCUGCUGGGGCAGGCGAGGAUCUACGUGACGCUGGGAAGGCAGGCGCUGGCGCCGGCGUGGCUGGCCCGAGUGCACCCAGUUCGCGGCACCCCCGGCAACGCCACCAUAAUUACUAUGUUCACGGCCGGCUUCCUGGCGCUCUUCAUCGACAUUGAGCUCCUGGCUGAGCUGGUGUCCAUCGGCACGUUGGUGGUGUUUUGCUCGGUGUGCUCGGGGGUGCUGUUUCGGCGCUACCACGUGCAUGGCUCGGGGGAGUCGCUGCGGCCGCUGGCGUGGCGGCUGGGUGGCAUUGUGCUCAGCUCCGUAGGCUUUUCGGUAGCGUUUACGGAGGAGGCGCCCAUAGCCGUGUAUGUCUGGUUCGCCUUACCCUGCCCCCGCUUCUCUCUCCCCACCUCCUCCCCUGCUCUUCAGGUGUUCCGCUGCCCCGGCUCUCCCUUCCUGCCCUCCCUGGGAAUGCUGGCAACCCUGCACCUGAUUGGCUCGCUCGGCUGGCCCGCCUACGUGAGGUGGAUUGUGUGGUUCGUCCUGGGCACCUCCGUGUACCUGUGCUACGGAGUGCACAAGGCGCAGGUGCGGAGCGGGAGAGGACAGCGGGGACCCGGGGGGCGAUGA
Molecule: messenger RNA, 1527 nt
Organism: Volvox carteri f. nagariensis
Lineage: Eukaryota; Viridiplantae; Chlorophyta; Chlorophyceae; Chlamydomonadales; Volvocaceae
Exons: 8
Coding region: 1-1527 (508 amino acids)
Biological process (GO): amino acid transport; transmembrane transport
Cellular component (GO): plasma membrane
Molecular function (GO): amino acid transmembrane transporter activity
Source: RefSeq, a predicted model, not a curated record